Messenger RNA from Sus scrofa (pig), 587 nucleotides. It is a transcript of the gene TYROBP, whose product is annotated as transmembrane immune signaling adaptor TYROBP. Gene Ontology annotation, molecular function: signaling receptor binding. Gene Ontology annotation, biological process: positive regulation of macrophage fusion; neutrophil activation involved in immune response; positive regulation of microglial cell mediated cytotoxicity. Lineage: Eukaryota; Metazoa; Chordata; Mammalia; Artiodactyla; Suidae. Gene Ontology annotation, cellular component: cell surface. The record is from RefSeq and is a predicted model, not a curated record.
UGCCACCGCCCACCUCAGACUUCCUCCUUUACUUGGUUGGACACUACGCCACAUCCCACUGGCCUUGGACUGUGGUGUCCAGCAGCGUCAUCUGCAUCAUGGGGCGCCUCGGACCCUCCAAUGGACUCCUGCCUCUCCUCCUGGCUGUGGGUGGUUUCAGCCUUGUCCAGGCCCAGAGAGAAUGCAGCUGCUCCGCCGUGAGCCCCGGCAUCCUGGCGGGGAUCGUGCUGGGGGAUCUGGUGCUGACCCUCCUCAUCGCCCUGGCUGUGUACUCCCUGGGUCGGCUGGUCCCUCGGACACGUGGGGCCGUGGACGCAGUGACCCGGAAACAACACAUCGCUGAGACAGAGUCUGCUUAUCAGGAGCUCCAAGGCCAGAGGUCAGAUGUCUACAGCGACCUCAACACACAGAGGCAGUAUUACAAAUGAGCCCAAAUCAGGACAGUCAUCAACCCGAUGCCUGGAUCCAGUCAUUCCUGAUGCCUGCCCAGCACCCCUUUCUGCUCCCACCAGGAUACGGAUCCACAGAGUAUCCUCCAUGUCAGACCUCUCCCCACGACUGUCCCCAAAUAAACAUGGAGGACCUAA